AUGACUCGACCGUACCUACUGGCAGGUGCCAUCGACAUCCUAUCCCACCAGCUAGACUUCAAGGAGGCGAACACCAUCUAUAACCGCUUCGCUUUAUACUAUUCCCUCCACCUCACCAAAGACAUCACAGCCUACACCUCCCUAAAGACUACGGCAGACCUAGCCAUUGCCUACUUCUUUGGCGUGUUCGGCUCCCUCACCCUGUACCGCGCACACUUCCACCCACUAAACCAUAUCCCCGGCCCCUACCUUGCCCGAAUCUCAGGCCUCUGGCUCUCAGCAAAACUCCACUAUCGACCAGCCUACAUACUCAUCCACGAUCUCCACGGGCAAUAUGGCCCCGUCGUACGCGUCGGCCCCUCAAACGUCUCAAUCCUUCACCCCUCCGCCGUCCCCCAAAUCUACGGCCCGCGCUCUCCCUAUACGAAAAGCACCUUCUACGACAACGGGCACCCGAUGAAAUCACUACACGUGUACCGAAGCCGGUCUGAGCACGAUACGCGGCGCCGGGUAUGGAGCACAGCAUUCGGCGACGCGCGACUGCGCGGGAAUGAAUCCCGGAUCCGGUUCAACCUGUACAGCUACGACGUAAUGGCUGAUCUAGCCUUCGGGCGGAGCUUCGGCAUGCUGGAUACAAGCCGGAAUCAUUGGGCGAUUGAGGUGUUGCUCAAGGGGGUUGUGCCCUUUCAGUAUUAUCUCCCCAGUUGGGUGUUCAGAUGUCUUAUUACGAUGCCGGCGCUGACGAGUGACUUUCAUCAAUUUGUGCGGUUUGCGACGCGGAAGCUUGUUGAUAGGAUGGGUGACAAGGUGGAAAUCCCAGAUAUCUGUGCCUCCUUCCUUGCUCCACUGAAUGGAAAGCCCCCGACGAUGGACGAAUUCAACCUCCUCAUGGGCAACGCCAUGCUCGUCAUCACAGCGGGAAGCGACACAACCGCCACAACCCUGACAACCCUCCUCUAUCGCCUCGCCCGUCACCCCGCCGAAGUCAACAAACUCCGAGCCGAACUCGCACCCAUCGAGCGCGAUCCGUCAGGAGACUACCUACACAGCACGAUCGCGCAGUUACCGCAUCUCGGCGGGUUCAUCAACGAGACGCUACGACUUCAUCCGCCGGCUCCAAGUUUAUUCCUAGGGAUACGCCGCGUGAAGGGAUUACUGUGGGAAUGGGACGUUUAUUCCGGGAGUGUAACGGUUUUCUGCUCGCAAUGGGUGCUUGGGCGGUCGAGCGAAGUCUACUCAGAUCCCCUCUCGUUCAUCUCUGAACGGUGGUACAGCCAUCCGGAGCUACUCAAGGCUCGAUCGGCGUAUACGCCUUUCUCACUUGGCGCCUACAGUUGCAUCGGCAAACCCCUCGCGCUAAUGAACAUCCGCACGAAAAUUGCCCGGUUAAUCAUGACGUACGACAUUUCUUUCCCCGACGGCGAGGACGGUGAGCAUUACUCGAUGACGGGAAGGAUCAUUUUAGUAUGGGGAUUGGGAGGAUGCCGAUAG
Talaromyces proteolyticus is the source of this 1491-nucleotide messenger RNA. RefSeq names its product cytochrome P450. The transcript has 7 exons. The record is from RefSeq and is a predicted model, not a curated record. The coding region runs from base 1 to 1491 and encodes 496 amino acids. Gene Ontology annotation, molecular function: monooxygenase activity; oxidoreductase activity, acting on paired donors, with incorporation or reduction of molecular oxygen; heme binding. NCBI's taxonomy places the organism in Eukaryota, Fungi, Ascomycota, Eurotiomycetes, Eurotiales, Trichocomaceae.